AUGCUGAGCGCUGAGAUCGCGAAUUCCUCAGGUCUCUUUACUCCGAGUGAAGCACGGACGAUACUUACAAGGACUUUCGAAGAGAAUGAAGAGCACUAUGUAGCUAAGUUGAUUGACCACCGCUUGGCCGUGGCCAUCAAGCCAUGCUGCACCAACUUCUGCGGCACGCGUUCAAGUACUGGCUUCACAAACUACGAAUCUCCCAACAGUGAUCUAAAACGCUACCCUAGAAUUUGCUCAUUGUUUAUACAACCGAAGGUCCAAGAGUCUACAGCAUUUAUCGUGCAAGAUCCGUUGACUCAAGGCACGGGCAGUGUCUCCUUGCUGGGUCUCGAUCUUCCCAUGUUCUUCCUGCAAAGGCAUCGACGAAAGAUCCGCACGAAAGACUCCAUCUCGCAUCCCAUUCAAAUCAACCAUACCCCAGAAAUCCCACCAGAAAAUGACGCACCCCUCUGCUCAACAUGCUCAUCCCUCGACCUCCAUGCAAUCCUCCACAACGGCGUCCCAAAAGAAUGCGCAAUCCCCAUCGGUCACCUCACAGACAUCCUCAACAAAUCCAACCAGUGCGGACUGUGCAAUCUCAUAGCUAUCGUCAUCCGCCGCGAGUGGAACUUGGAUAAGCUGCCUGAUGUCGACAUUUCUGAUGUUACUUGUGCGCUGUAUGCGAUGGAAUGCGGGUAUCCGGGCAUUCCGGAUUAUGUCUCCCCUGUACUCAGGGAUAUCUGCCAUCGGCUGUAUAUCCUGACUUUUGAUAGACCUCCGGAUGUUUCAGCUGCUAUAACUGCCGCGCAGUCAAACUUCUUGCUGGAUAUUCAGCUCCUCGAAGAAGAUGCUUUCAAGGUUGGCAGGACGAAGGAACUUCAUGGCAGAAGAGUCGGUCAGAAUGUUGAUAUCGCCUUGUUGAAGAGAUGGAUUCACAUCUGCGAACACGAGCAUGGGGAGCUAUGUGAAACAGUAUGGUGGAGAGGCGCCGGAGACGUUCUCCCGAGGAGCGUCAGAGUCAUCGAUGUCACUCAAAUGGCUGUGGUUCGCGCUCCGCCAUCUUGCCGGUUUGUCGCUCUCAGCUACCUCUGGGGAGGUACAGGAGAAGAGUACUGGACGACACGGGCAAAUCUCAAGCAGCGCAGAGCAAAAGGUGGCCUUGAUGUAUCAGUGCUGCCGGGCACGAUCUUAGACACUAUCCAACUCGUGCGUCAGCUCGGCGAGCGGUACCUGUGGAUCGACGCGUUGUGUAUCGUACAAGACGACCCUAAGGACAAGGCAGUGCAGAUUGACGCAAUGGAGCUUAUCUACGGUAGCUCUGUGUUCACAAUCUUCGCUGCGGGUGGCACCUCCGCGCAUGAUCCUCUCCCAGGCAUCCGCCCAGGAACAAGGGAUCCCAAACAACAAAUAGCUAAAAUACAAGGCCUUCACCUCGCCAUUCCCCUCAUCCUUCCCCGGGAGGCCAUAGCAAGCUCUGCAUGGGACACACGUGGCUGGACAUAUCAAGAACUCAUGCUCUCGCGCCGCCGGAUCUUCUUGACACCCCAUCACGUGCACUUUCAAUGCACCGAGGAUGUAUGGAGCGAAGACGUGAUCGCAGAGCGCAGUAACCUCCCAUGGGCAUCGCACCCCGUGAAGUAUGGUGGUGUAGUUGCGUUGACGUUCUUGCGUGCUCCACCGCAAUGGAUGAGCCCUACAUAUAUGGAGCACUACAUGAGCAUCAUCGGAAAAUAUACGCAACGCAGGCUUACUAUGGAGUCGGAUAUCGUGAUUGCUGUUACAGCGCUUAUCCAUGCGUUGGCCAAGGGGUUCAAGAUUGCUGGUGGUCACCCUAGUCAAGCGUUCCGGUUCGGGAUGCCCAUCAUUGACCUGGAACUUGCAUUAGUGUGGCAGCCAACGACCAAUACAUCAUGUGUGCGGCGAGUGCAUAGGAAUGGAGAUACGAUGUUAUGGCCAUCCUGGUCGUGGGCUGCAUGGCGGGGUGCUGUCCAAUAUAGCGAACUCAGCUUGUUCGUUGAUGCACGGAAUGGGGGCGUUUCUCCGUGGAUAGCGCAGUCACUGGUGGAGCAGUGGCAUAUCGUGGAUGAUGAUGGUCGGCUUGUUCCCCAGGAUGUUAGACGUACUGGUCGGAUGGCAAGAUCUGUUGAAGAAGCAAACUCUAGUCCAUAUGUCAUUCCAAAAGGCGAUAUCGAAGGGAAAACUCUGAUUACAGAGAAUGCAUUGCGCCUGCAGCCUGGGACGUUAGUAUUCAGGACUCGUUCAGCUUGUUUUACCGUUACGAAAGCGGACGAUGUCGUCGGUGCUGAUCCCAAGGCCAACUAUGCGACAUAUUCCAUACUAUCUGACAUUCCUCGACCAUCAACGUUAGUAGGGCGCGUUAUCCUUCCAUGUACCACUCAUUCACCGAGCUCAUGUGAAUUUAUUGUUCUGUCUCGUGCCGAUGAUACCAACGGGUUGUACGAUGAAGACACACUGGGAAAACGAUAUUUGGGGUGCAUGUUGUAUGUGAUGGUGGUGCAGAAGAUGCAGGAUGGAAGACGCGUGGAACGGGUUGGGGUUGGGGUUAUAUUUGAACACGCUUGGCCGAACUCGACAGGGGAGCACAAGGUUGUUCUUUUGGGAUAG
Suillus bovinus is the source of this 2607-nucleotide messenger RNA. RefSeq names its product heterokaryon incompatibility protein-domain-containing protein. The coding region runs from base 1 to 2607 and encodes 868 amino acids. The record is from RefSeq and is a predicted model, not a curated record. NCBI's taxonomy places the organism in Eukaryota, Fungi, Basidiomycota, Agaricomycetes, Boletales, Suillaceae. The transcript is spliced from 5 exons.